Talaromyces proteolyticus is the source of this 336-nucleotide messenger RNA. Its product is annotated as ankyrin repeat-containing domain protein. NCBI's taxonomy places the organism in Eukaryota, Fungi, Ascomycota, Eurotiomycetes, Eurotiales, Trichocomaceae. The transcript has a single exon. Gene Ontology annotation, molecular function: protein binding. The annotation marks the transcript as partial. The record is from RefSeq and is a predicted model, not a curated record. Gene Ontology annotation, cellular component: cytoplasm; nucleus.
GUACACUUGAUACUCAAUGAAUCAAACGCUGAUCCGGACUCCAAGGAUAUUAACGGCCACACACCGUUAUCACGUGCAGCAGCUAAUGGAAAUACAUCUAUAGUGCAGUUGUUUCUCGAUGUUGGCGGCGUUAACCCUGACUCGAGGGACAUUAAUGGUAUUACUCCACUAGCAUUCGCCGCUGCUAACGGCUAUCAAGAGGUGGUGCAAUUGCUGGUGCAAAAUUCCGGCGUUGAUCCUGACUCCAGAGAUAGAAAUGGAAUUACGCCAUUAUCACGGGCUGCUGCCAGAGGGCAAGUAGCCGCCGUGAAGAUGCUUCUUGAUCUUGAGGAUGUG